Molecule: messenger RNA, 1950 nt
Organism: Chanos chanos (milkfish)
Lineage: Eukaryota; Metazoa; Chordata; Actinopteri; Gonorynchiformes; Chanidae
Gene: flrt3
Product: fibronectin leucine rich transmembrane 3
Exons: 1
Coding region: 1-1950 (649 amino acids)
Molecular function (GO): protein binding
Source: RefSeq, a predicted model, not a curated record
AUGGCAUGUCAGUACAAGUCUUUCCUCGUCUUCUUCAUCAGAGCUGGGCUACUCCUGGGCCUGGCCAAUCCACUGGUGACCUCUGCAUCCUGUCCCUCACAGUGUCGCUGUGAUGGAACUUUUAUCUACUGCAAUGACCGAGAGCUGACCUCAAUUCCCACAGGCAUCCCUGAGGAUGCCACUGUCCUUUACCUGCAGAACAACCGCAUUAAGAGUGCAGGUAUCCCCAGUGAUCUGCGCAGGCUAACGGGUGUGGAGAAGAUUUAUCUGUACUGCAACAAUUUGGACGAGUUCCCCACUAACCUGCCUCUGAAUGUCAAAGAGCUCCACCUUCAGGAAAAUAACAUCCGGACUAUCACCCAUGCCUCACUGGCUCAGAUCCCCUACAUUGAGGAGUUACAUUUGGAUGACAACUCUGUUUCAGCUGUCAGCAUUGAGGAGGGAGCUUUCCGGGACAGCAACCACUUGCGGUUGCUCUUCCUGUCCCGCAACCACCUGAGCACUAUCCCCUCUGGCCUGCCAGUAGCCAUUGAGGAGUUACGCUUCGAUGACAACCGAAUCUCCUCUAUCUCUGAGCAGUCUCUGCAGGAUCUUAUAAACCUAAAGCGGUUGGUGCUUGAUGGGAACCUACUGAAUAACAGGGGCAUUGGGGAAAUGGCUUUUGUGAACCUAAUAAACUUGACAGAGCUCUCAAUGGUACGCAACUCCCUCACUUCACCUCCAGCAAACCUCCCUGGGACAAGCCUGGAGAAACUGCAACUGCAGGAUAACCACAUCAACCAUGUGCCAUCAGGUGCCUUUGCUUUCCUGCGGCAACUCUACCGCUUGGAUCUGUCAGGUAACAACCUGAGCAGUCUGCCCAUGGGCGUCUUCGAUGACUUGGACAAUCUCACACAACUGUUUUUGCGUAACAACCCGUGGUACUGCAGUUGCAGAAUGAAGUGGGUGCGUGAUUGGCUGCGCACUCUGCCUCGCAAGGUAAACGUGCGUGGCUUCAUGUGUCAAGGCCCUGACAAAGUCAAAGGAAUGGCUAUUAAGGAUCUGUCGACAGAACUGUUUGAUUGUUCUGAAAAUGAGGUUACCCCCACGUUUGACACCACCACAGUAUCAAACACGCUGCCACCCAGUCGACCCCAGUGGCCUUCAUAUGUGACUAAGAGACCAGUGGUUAAGGGGUCAGAUUUUGGCAAAAACUAUCGGAGUACUACACCAUCAAACAGAAAGAUCAUUACUAUUAGUGUCAAGUCUAGUAGUCCAGAGACAGUACAUAUAUCAUGGAGAGUCUCACAGCCAAUGACAGCCCUCAGACUCAGCUGGCUCAAGCUGGGUCACAGUCCUGCUUUUGGAUCCAUCACUGAGACCAUAGUGCAAGGGGAAAAAACUGAGUACCUGCUCACAGCUCUUGAACCAGAAUCCUCCUAUCGGAUAUGCAUGGUUCCCAUGGAGACAAGUAACAUUUACCUGUCAGAUGAGACACCCGUUUGCAUAGAAACAGAAACAGGCUCACAGAAAGCGUACAACCCCACCACAACCUUAAACAGGGAGCAGGAGAAGGAGCCUUACAAAAAUUCCAGUCUGCCUUUAGCAGCCAUCAUUGGAGGGGCUGUGGCACUUUUGGCCAUAAUCAUGUUGGCCUUGGUGUGCUGGUACGUCCACAGAAAUGGUUCUUUGUUUUCCAGGAAUUGCACCUACAACAAAGGUCGCAGGAGAAAGGAUGACUAUGCAGAGGCUGGGACAAAGAAAGACAACUCAAUCUUGGAGAUUAGAGAGACCUCUUUUCAAAUGAUUCCAAUUAAUCACGUACCAGUGUCCAAGGAGGAAUUUAUGAUACACACGAUUUUCCCACCUAAUGGCUUGAGCCUUUACAAGAGUCCACACAGUGAAAACAACAUUAACAACAGAAGUUACAGAGACAGUGGAAUACCAGAUUCAGACCAUUCCCAUUCAUGA